AUGUUCUCCCUCUCCAAUCACCGCUCCCAUGAGAACAAGCUUCCCCCUCUGAAAGUUGAAAGCACGAUGGUUUCCGAAGUCGUCGAGGUCUCUGGCGAGGACAAGUAUGGGACGCCCAGGUUGCCUGAUGGCGGGUAUGGCUGGGUCGUUGCUGUUGCUAUCAUGGUUUCAUACGCUAUCACUUGGGGCAUGUUGUUCUGGGACAAUGCUCAGCAGGGUCUACUCUUUGGUUUAGGGCUCGGCGCGGGCAUAGCAAACGCGGGUUCUGGUAUUGGAGGUCUAGUUCUGGCAAACACUACCCGAAUCCUGAUUGAGCAUCUUGGCCUGCGAACCUCUCUCAUAAUCAACGGCGCCAUCGCUGGCGCCAUCCUUAUACCUGUAAUCUUUCUCCUCCGGAAGGGCCCUGCACAUGCGGACCGUUCAUCAGAGCCUCUGCAGCUUCGAUGGCUGGUUCAUCCAGGUUUUGUCUGGGUUUGCAUCUGGGGCUUUCUAGCCAUGAUGGCAUAUUUCCUCGUCAUGUACACUCUAGCAUCAUAUGCUACAGACGGGAUUGGACAUUCCCAAGCCGAGGGCGCUGCUCUUCAGUCUCUGUUCUGUGCCGGUCUGGUUGUUGGACGACUGGGCAUCGGCUCUAUCCUUGAUCUAGGCGGGCGGAUAAACACAACAAUAAUUCUCCACAUCCUGGCGGGGGUAUCAUGCUGGGCCCUUUGGCUCCCAGCUCGAUCGUUUGCCCUCCUCGCCGUCUUUGCCAUUUUCAACGGCUGCAUGGGAGGUUCCCUAUGGAGUACCGCAGCCCCUGUCGCGAGUCGAGUUGUGGGCUCGGCACAUAUGGUGUCUGCCCUCACAAUCUUCUGGCUUUCGGUGGCAUUACCUGCAGCGGUAGCAAGUCCCUGCGCCAUUGCCUUGCUCGAGUAUUCCAGGAACGCACUUGGCAAGCAAGGAGCAGAUGCGUACGCAAUUUCAAUUGCCUUUGGUGGUUCGCUAUUUGCACUCUCGGGCCUCUGUCUCUACGGCGCCAAAGUCUACGUUCAGAAGAGCUUCAAGAUCUUUCAGAUUGCAUGA
Molecule: messenger RNA, 1062 nt
Organism: Thyridium curvatum
Lineage: Eukaryota; Fungi; Ascomycota; Sordariomycetes; Thyridiales; Thyridiaceae
Exons: 6
Coding region: 1-1062 (353 amino acids)
Biological process (GO): transmembrane transport
Molecular function (GO): transmembrane transporter activity
Source: RefSeq, a predicted model, not a curated record